AUGCUUCGUACAUAUGGAUAACAAAGCCACCAAUCAAAUGGCAUCACUGGACCACAUUCUUCGUCUUCUUCCUCUGCUCUUCAUCAUCUCUUCUUUACACGUUUUGCCUUCUUCAGCCACCUCUUCAGACAAACUAAAAACCGUCACUACCAUCCAUAAAGUAAACCGUAAAGGACCUUACGUAGGUCUGGUGACGGUCAUUGAGACAGAAGAAGAUGCUUUCCUGGCCAGUGUUGAAUUCAGACCGGAUCCUACUCACCCGUUUAUUGAUCUCUCUGGUAGACGUUUUCGGAUAGGAAAGAUUCAUGGAAAGAAGGUUAUGUAUGUCAGAUGUGGGAGAGGAAUGGUGAACGCAGCAGCAGUAACACAACAAAUGAUAGACAUGUUCGAUGUGAAAGGGAUUGUGCAUUUUGGGAUUGCAGGAAAUAUAAACAACUCAAUGUCCAUAGGGGACGUUAGCAUUCCUAAGCAAAUCACCAAUGCUGGCUUGUGGGAUUGGCUGAAUCCAGACAAAACAGAGGGAGGUGACGAUGAAGCGUACUUAGAUAUUGGGAACUACAAUGUUCCACAAAGAGAUGGCAACAACAAUAUGUUAGGGAGUUUUAGAUACGGUUACGAGCAACUGUAUUCAGUCACUGGCCAGACAAAUUCACCUCAGAAAGUGUAUUGGAUCAAUACAACUCAAGAGUGGCUUCAUCUUGCAGCUGAUCUAGAGAAGAUGGAGCUGUCGCAGUGUGUGAAUGCAACUGUGUGCCUUCCAGAGAAACCAAAACUGGUUGUUGGAUUAAAAGCAGCCACUGCUAACAUAUUUGUGGAUAAUGCAGUCUACAGAGACUUCUUAUACGAUACUUUUGAGGUUUCUUCCUCAGACAUGGAGAGUUCUGCAGUGGCUAUGACGUGCGUGUCAAAUGGGUAUCCUGUAAUUGUGAUAAGGGGACUAUCAGAUUUAGCAGGAGCACAAACAGGAACUAAUGCUAUUCGAAAAUUUGGAUCAUUGGCUGCUGCUAACACUGCAAAAGCUGUUCUAGAGUUCAUCAAGAAGCUACCUCCAAACUACAACUUUGAUUCUUACGUGUAGCCCUAAUUUAUCAUAAUGAGUGAUUAUAAUCUGUAAUUUUCCAUUAAUCAAAUAUAAAGUAUUCAGCAUCUUACAUGCAACACUUGUUAAUCUCAGGCUUGCACAACUCAAACACACUCACACUAGAAUCUAAUCACAUAUCUCUAAUUCGUCAAUUUGAAACUCAACUUCUAGAGGGGCAAAGGCCAAUCUCAAUCCAAUGCCUUAAGUCUGGAUCAGAUGAAAAGAUUAAAAUAAUUUGAUUACAAAUCGAAGGAUUAGAGUGAAUGUGAUACAAAUUUUAACUCAAUCUUGAUAACAGUGUGAGUAAACGGGUGUAUAAUAACUUACAAGGAAGAGAAAAGUCGUUAUAAUUAGGGUUUCACAUUUCUCGUUGAACCGUUUUCAUCAUCGUUAUCAGAAUACCGCUCGUCAUCAUCAUCAUCAUCAGAAGGAGGAGAAGGAUCGAGACGAGCAGCGUCUAUCGCCCACUGUAUCAGCUUCUCAACUUCAUCAUCUUCUCCGAUUUCACCCGGAGGAAGAACAGAGGAGACCGCGGAGGAGGAGGAGGGAAGAGUAGUCUUCAGAGCAGCGAAUCUGAGCAUGAGAUCGUCUGGCGUCUCCACAACAUCCUUCGAUUUCGGCGGAGAAAUCGGCAUCCGUUUCUGAUCAUUCGUCUCCGUCUUCUUCUUUUGCUGCGAAGGUUUAGAUCUGAGGGCGAGGAAUCUAGAGUGAAGAUCCGGAUCUAGGUAAUCAGGUUUGGAGCGUGAUGCAUGAGAAUCUACGGAGAGUUUGAGAAUCAUCUCGUCUUGUGCGGCUUGAAGUAACUGUUCAACUUCAUCGUCUUCCUCCUUCCCUCUCCUCAUCUCUGAUUAAUCUUCUUCUUCGAUCG
Molecule: messenger RNA, 1949 nt
Organism: Eruca vesicaria subsp. sativa (arugula)
Lineage: Eukaryota; Viridiplantae; Streptophyta; Magnoliopsida; Brassicales; Brassicaceae
Source: the annotation of a GenBank genome assembly